Messenger RNA from Oldenlandia corymbosa var. corymbosa, 1676 nucleotides. Lineage: Eukaryota; Viridiplantae; Streptophyta; Magnoliopsida; Gentianales; Rubiaceae. The record is from the annotation of a GenBank genome assembly.
GGAAGAAGGAAUGUAUGGAUCUACAACAAACCGAUAAUCAUGACUGAGGAAAAUGAAAGACAUCCAAUUUAGGGUUUGAUUGGCUUGAUGUGAAGUCAAAAAGUUCUAUUGACACGAAAAGUCUUUCUUUAAGUAUACUUUAAAUCGGCCAAAAAAAAAACAAAAACACAAAGCAAAAACCUCCCCAGUUUCCAGUAAAACAAGAGUGCUUCGAAACUAAGCGACAUCGAGAAUCGCAAGUGUUAGUAAUUUCCAUAUUGAUAGCAAUUUCAUCAAAUUAGGAAACCCAUCAGAAUGGCUGAACAAGGAAAUGACUUAGAUUCAUCUUCUCAUGAUACUUUUGACUUGUCCAGAAUUUUUGAAUUGAUUAAUGAAGUUGAUGAUGAUGAUGAUGAAGAUGCGAGUUAUGCUAAAGGGUUGCAAUUACAAGAGGCUGUUGUGGCUUCAAUGAUGAUCAAUAAGCCCCUAGCUUCAUCAUCACUAGUUGUAGUUGAAGAGCCAUCGGAAUCAGCGGAAUUGGGCGAAUCUCUGCAAAUGUUUUGCGAAAUCUGUGCGGAAACCAAACCAGAUGAUCGAAUCUUCAAGGUUCAGAAUUGCCACCAUUUCUACUGUAACGAUUGCAUUGCUAAGCAUAUUGAAGUGAAGCUUCAUAACAAUACACACACUAUUGUGUGCCCGACAGUGAACUGUGAAGAGUUCAUUGAGUUUGAGUCUUGUGAUUCAAUCCUUCCCAAAACUGUGCUGGAAAAGUGGGAUCAAUUGCUCUGUGAAUCAUCAAUUCAAGCAUCCCAGAAAUAUUACUGCCCUUUUAAGGACUGUUCUGCGAUGUUGUUGAAGGAUAGCGAUGAAAUUAUCAGGGAAGCAGAGUGUCCUUCUUGCUUUAGAUUGUUCUGUGCUCAGUGUUCUGUUCCGUGGCAUACGAUUGGGUGUGAAGAGUUUCAGAGACUCGAUGUGAACGAAGGAGCAUAUGAGGAUCUGAUGUUGAAGAAGCUUGUCAAAGAUCGGAGUUGGAACAGAUGCCCUUGUUGCAAAUACUAUGUCGAGAAAACAGAAGGAUGCGGUCAUAUGACUUGCAGGUGCGGUUUCCAGUUUUGCUACUCUUGUGGGGCGACAUGGACUAAUAAUCAUGGCGGUUGUCAGCCCCGGCAGGUGUAGCUUUUUAGAAUUGAAGAUUAAUGGCGUAACGGAUGCCAUAAUGUUGAUACUAGUGAUGAACAAUCAGAUAAUCAGUUAAAACUUAAAGAGGUUGUAGUAGUACAAUGGUGUACUCUAUUCUCAGGGGCUAGUUUCAUUUGAAGGGAAUAACAAUGUUUUUCUUCUUCUUCUUCUUUUUUUUUUUUUCCAAUUUUGAUUUGGAUGUGUUGGCACUGAAGUUUUAAUAUCAGAGGAGUCUCAUCUGACCAUGGCCAAUGUUUGCGAUACUUGAUAUGUGUGGUUCUUUGGUCAUUUUUUUUUUAUCUGAAUCUGCGACUGUAGACUUUAGAGAAGCAUGAGAAAUGUUUUACUCACGUCGCAUCAUCAUCUUGGUCGUGCUUUGUGUAUAAUCGUGUAUGUUCUUAUGGUCACAAUGCAUGAUUUCUGCUUUACCAAGAUCAAAAUUUUCAAUUUCGAUUUCGGUCUGGACAUUGAACGCCUGCUGUAAAUAUUGCUUAUCAGGCUCAUUAGUUUUAAUAGAG